GGAAGCCAUUACGCAGCUGGCUGGCAGCGGCUGGGCCGGUCGGCGCUUGGCCCUACGCACUUUGCGUAGCGAGGAGGGUUACCAAAGGCCUGGUGCUUGGCCAUUGGCAAGCCCGGCCUAACCCCUGUAGGGGGGUGGAUGAGGCUUGAGGCUGAGGAAGUAGAGAAGGGGAAUUGGGGCGGUUGAGGGAAUUAUAAUUUCUUUAAAAAGAGGGGUAAGGAGAAGCCAUGGCUGUCCCAGCCAAGAAGAGGAAGAUGAACUUCUCUGAGCGAGAGGUGGAGAUCAUCGUGGAGGAGCUGGAACUGAAGAAGCACCUGCUGGUGAACCACUUCAAUGCCGGAGUCCCUUUAGCUGCCAAGAGCGCGGCCUGGCAUGGCAUCUUGAGAAGGGUAAACGCUGUGGCCACCUGCCGCAGGGAGCUGCCUGAGGUCAAGAAGAAGUGGUCCGACCUCAAGACCGAGGUCCGUCGCAAGGUUGCCCAAGUCCGGGCAGCUGUGGAGGGUGGCGAGGCCCCAGGGCCCACUGAGGAAGAUGGAGCUGGUGGGCCAGGGUCAGGUGGUAACAGUGGUGGCGGUGGCACAGCUGUAGCCCCCGUACUGCUCACCCCCAUGCAACAGCGCAUCUGCAACCUGCUGGGCGAGGCCACCAUCAUCAGCCUGCCCAGUACCACAGAGAUCCACCCGGUGGCCCUCGGACCCACAGCCACUGCAACUGCAGCCACAGUUACCCUGACACAGAUCCCCACAGAAACCACCUAUCACACACUUGAGGAAGGAGUGGUCGAGUACUGCACAGCUGAGGGCCCCCCGCCCCUGGCAGCCGAGGCCCCCGUGGAGAUGAUGGCCCAGCACGCUGACCCCUCAGUAAAGCCACAGGCGCUCAAGAGUCGAAUCGCUCUCAACUCGGCCAAGCUGAUCCAGGAGCAGCGGGUCACCAAUCUGCAUGUGAAGGAGAUUGCCCAGCACCUGGAGCAGCAGAACGACCUGCUGCAAAUGAUCCGCCGCUCCCAGGAGGUGCAGGCCUGUGCCCAGGAGCGCCAGGCUCAGGCCAUGGAGGGCACCCAGGCAGCCCUGAGCGUCCUCAUCCAGGUCCUCCGGCCCAUGAUCAAAGAUUUCCGCCGCUACCUGCAGAGCAACAUGCCUAACCCUGCCCCCACCUCUGACCCUGGACAGGUAGCCCAGAAUGGGCAGCCAGACAGCAUCAUCCAGUGAGGGUAGGGGUCGAGCCAGCCUUCUGCUGUGAUUGGAUGACACUGCGGUGGUCUUAAUGAAAUCGAUUGAAUCGAUUACCGAGACCCUUGCAUCUUCCCAGGUCGUUUCCCACCUUUGCCAUCUUGCUGCCAUUUGCCAUCUUGGUGCCGGUGCCUUGACCACACAUGACUGAUGGUUACAACUCAAGGCUCCAGAUCUCAGCCAAACGAUGAAGGUGCUGCCCUUCUGGGCACAUAUGUUCAGAACUGCUCAGCUCCUCUGUUGCAGUCACAGGAAGGUGCCCCAAAGAUGGUUGGGAAGUGACUGCCAUGCCACCAACCUCUCUGUGGAGGACAUGUGCAGGGCCAGCUGCAGAGCAAUGGAGAGGACUCAAGCCUGUGAGGGAGCUGGGUGGCGGGAGGAAAACUAUUCUCAGUGUGGCUAGAAAGCAGCAGCCCCUGGCAGCCCGGGUACCCUCCCGCAGUGGAGCCUGAUGGCCCCAGUAGGGUAGCUGCAGGGACUUCCUGAGGAUUCUCGAUUUGGUUCGGUUUUUCUCUAGGGUUGGUAAUCUGAGCCAAUAUUGUGUCUGUUCCAAUUGGGUUCAAAGAGGACUCCUGGAUACUUAAACUGACUGGUUCUUUCCAGGUCACAAUUUUAAAUUAAAGAAAUAUCACUUUUUUA
Molecule: messenger RNA, 1871 nt
Organism: Hipposideros armiger (great roundleaf bat)
Lineage: Eukaryota; Metazoa; Chordata; Mammalia; Chiroptera; Hipposideridae
Gene: NAIF1
Product: nuclear apoptosis inducing factor 1
Exons: 3
Coding region: 228-1211 (327 amino acids)
Cellular component (GO): nucleus
Source: RefSeq, a predicted model, not a curated record